UUUCAACAAACGGGGUACGAUGUUAGCUGGCGGUUGUAGUGAUGGCUUUUGCAUAGUUUGGGAUUUCCAAUCGAUGAGCAUUGUCCGAAAGGCAAAGUGUCACGUCGUCUCGGUGACCGGCGUAAGUUGGUCACGCAAUGGCCAUUGCGUUCUUUCGUGUGGCGAGGACGAAAAAUGUGUCUAUUGGGAUCUAAAGAGAGGCACACAAAAAAUUAUUCAAUUUGGCUGCUCGGUACUCACGGCACAAAUGCACCCAAAAAAUAAUGACAGCUUUAUGUUUGUCGCCUCGUUAUUCCAAGAAUCACCGGUAGUCGUGGAAUUGGGAGAUACGAAUCGACAUUUUUCCCUACCAACUAAUCCAGAUACAUCGGAACCAAAUUCCCCAAAGUACAGCAAUAAUAAUCCGCUCUAUAGUAAAACAGUUGUUUGUCGUUAUGACAAGCACGGCACGCGCAUACUUGCAGGCACUAGCCAAGGCUUUCUGAAUAUAAUUGAUUCGGAAUCACUACAGGCAACAGUCAAAGAGAUAAUUGUGAGUCGUAAUGGGAAAGAUGUAAUCGUACAAACUUUGGAUAAAACUAUUCGCCUAUAUUGGCUGGAUGACCAAGGAUUGCAUAAUUCAGAGCUGUUGUUUGCGGAAACCGUCAAUAAAAAUAAUUGGAAUCAAUGUUGUUUCAGCCAAGUCGGCGAAUAUAUAAUCGGAGGUUCGGCCAAGUUAGCUUCUCAUGAAAUAUACAUAUGGGACAUAGGAACCGCCAGGCUAGUUCAAACUUUGCAAGGCCCUUACGAAACCCUCAUAGAUCUUGCUCAGCAUCCAGUCCAGCCGGUCAUCGUAUCACUGGACGAACAUGGAGCCAUACAUACGUGGACGACGCGUCACAAAGAGGAUUGGGUUAAUUGGGACCCGGAAUUCACGGAAAUCCAUGACAACAUAGUGUACGAAGAGCGGGAGGAUGAGUUUGAUAUCAUUAGCGACGAGGAAAAUUUCGGAACAGAAAGUAAUCAACUUCAAGAUAUCGAUGAUGAAGAAAUUGAUGUAGCGACGAUUGAUAGACCAGAAAGGUCAGACUCUUCGGAAAACGAAGAUGGAUUCCUUGAUCUGUAUGAUUCGGGAGUUGAAAAAACGGAAUUUUACAACGUCGCAAGAAAUGCACAAAAUGAAUAUUCGGGGAAUAAUACUAUGGUUGUUUCAAAUAGCUCCGAUAUAGCGCAAAGUGUAAAAUUGAAAGAGAAGAACAAAACUCCCAUCGAGCAUGACAAAGAAACAAAUAGGUGGAUUGAAGAUUCAUGGUAG
Molecule: messenger RNA, 1294 nt
Organism: Acaulospora morrowiae
Lineage: Eukaryota; Fungi; Glomeromycota; Glomeromycetes; Diversisporales; Acaulosporaceae
Source: the annotation of a GenBank genome assembly